AUGUCUUCUCGAGAAGUUAUUCAUUCAAAUAAUAAUAAUAAACAUCAUAAUGGAAAUGAAGUUGAAUCACAUGAUGAAAAUAAAAAAGCAAUUUCACAAUCACAAGCAACACAAGAAAAUCUUGAAAAUAUAUUUAAUCCAAAAACUUAUGUUCCUGGUUCGAAUAAAUUAUCUCGACAAUAUUUACAAGAACGUCUAAGUCGUUCUAUUCUACAUGAAUUUAGUAUUGAUGAACAAAAAGCAAGAAUUGAAUUAGCUGCUGCUUAUCGAUUAGCUGCAAAAAAUGGAUGGUUAGAAUCAAUCUAUAAUCAUAUUACUUGUAAUGUAUCUGGUCCAAAUAAUUCACAUCAUCUAUUAAUUAAUCCUUUUGGUUUAAAUUAUCGUGAAAUUACAGCUUCAUCUUUGAUUAAAAUUGAUUUAGAUGGAAAUACAAUUCAUCCAGGCAUUGUUGGUGAUAUUUUUGGAAUAAAUAAAGCUGGUUUUGUUAUUCAUUCUUGUAUUCAUCGAGCUCGUCCAGAUAUUCGUUGUGUCAAUCAUAAUCAUAACUGGGCUGUCGCUGGACUUUCUGCAACAAAAAGUGGAGUUAUUGAAUUAGCACAAACAACACAUGUUACUGGAGAGAUUGCUUAUCAUGAUUAUGAAGGUAUUGUUAUAUCAUUAGAUGAACAAGAACGAAUUGUUCGUGAUUUGGGAAAUAAAGAUGUCAUGAUUUUUCGUAAUCAUGGUUUACUUACUUGUGGAUCAUCGAUUGGUAUUGCAUAUUAUCAUGCACUAACAUUAUGUGCUGCUGCACAAAUACAAUCACAUGCAUGUUCGAUGGCUAUGAAUAAAGAUAAUCUACUUAUACCAGAAGAUGAAUAUAUCAAACGAAGUAUGGCUAUUGCUAAACAUUUCACUAAUAAUUCAUAUGGUACUUUGGAAUUUGCUGCUGCUAUGCGUGAACUUGACUAUGAUCAAGAUCAUUCAACUUAUCCAGACUAUCGAAAUUAA
This is a messenger RNA of Adineta steineri, 990 nucleotides long. Lineage: Eukaryota; Metazoa; Rotifera; Eurotatoria; Adinetida; Adinetidae. The record is from the annotation of a GenBank genome assembly.